Molecule: messenger RNA, 422 nt
Organism: Pichia membranifaciens NRRL Y-2026
Lineage: Eukaryota; Fungi; Ascomycota; Pichiomycetes; Pichiales; Pichiaceae
Exons: 1
Coding region: 99-314 (71 amino acids)
Source: RefSeq, a predicted model, not a curated record
CGGCAUUCCGGCAAAAGAACACAGUUUUAAGCGUGGGGUAGGUGGGCAAAACUACGAUUAGAGAAGCAUAUCGGCGAAAGCUUGUUAAAAAAACGCCGAUGCCGGGGAAGUCCCGAAAGACAUUACACCGACGACUUGCGGUGGCUGCACCAACGAGAUCGUCGACGGUUAAAUUACUAAGGUAUCCUCGUGUAACAUGUGUAAUGCUUGCCGCCGCAUAUGCAGAAAAGAUGGAUUGUGGGUCUGCGGGAAUAACAGUGCAAAACUGCAGACGUACAGAUGUGUCAACACCUUGUGGGAAAAGUUCUAUCUAACCAGAUAAAAUUAUUAUACAGAAAACAUGAGAAUAUAAAAUGUAAGGUAUAUAGAUGUGCAACGUAAUAAAAGGAUAUGAAAGGAAGAAGGAACCGAAGUGUAUGAAA